Penicillium canariense is the source of this 750-nucleotide messenger RNA. RefSeq names its product putative NlpC/P60-like cell-wall peptidase. Lineage: Eukaryota; Fungi; Ascomycota; Eurotiomycetes; Eurotiales; Aspergillaceae. The transcript has a single exon. Bases 1 to 750 code for a protein of 249 amino acids. The record is from RefSeq and is a predicted model, not a curated record.
AUGCAACUCACGAGCAUGGCUCUGGCCGUCGCGGCGGUUUUCUCUAUGGCCAAUGCGUACGCUAUUGAUGGCGACGGUGUCAACUGCCGCACUGGUCCAUCUACUAGCGAUGCGGUUGUUACCUCAUACGCAAAGGGUCACGAUGUCACAAUCACUUGCCAGACUCAUGGUGAAGACAUCAAGGGUUCCACUAUAUGGGACAAGACCUCUGACGGCUGUUAUGUCACCGACUACUAUGUGAAGACCGGCUCUAGCGGCAUGGUCACCAAGGAUUGCAGUGGUGGCAGCUCUGGUGGCGGCGGCAGCUCGUCCUACGAAGGCAAGAUCAGCCGCAAGGAGAUCAUCUCCCGCGGUGAGUUCUGGGUCUCUCGCCACAUUCCAUACUCUAUGUAUGCCGAAUACCCGGACCCUACUGGCCGCAAAUAUCGCACCGACUGCUCAGGGUUUGUUAGCAUGGCUCUCCACGCGUAUGCACCAGGCUACAACACAGUCAGUCUCCCCGACAUCGCCAAGCCCAUCUCUUGGGACGACCUCAAGCCUGGUGACCUUGUUGGUACCCUUGGACCCGGCACUGGCGGUGCUGCUGGCCACGUCACUCUUUUCCAUUCAUGGGCCGACAGUUCCAAGAAGGAGUACAACACGCUCGAGUGCCGUGGCACCUACGGUUGUGUCGCCUAUAAGCGCCCUGUCAGCUGGAAGGAUGGCAGCUUCACUGCUAAGCCCUACCGAUACACCCAUGUCGUGGACUAA